AUGAGCUCGUCCUCUUCCUCUUCACUGUCACAUACAGGGAGACAAACAACUGAAAUACCCACUCGUUGUUGGUGUGGAGCUAAUCUGACUACAUUUGGUGCUCAAACCAAGGAAAAUCUCUUCCGCAGGUUCUAUCGAUGCGAGAUUUGGCUCAAGAGGAAAAUCGAGCACCACUUGUUCAAGUGGGUCGACGAGGCCGUUGUUGACGAGAUCAACAUGGUCGAUGCAAAACACUCUCAACUAAAGGAAGAUGUCGACUCUUUCAAGCUGUGCACAACAAGAAGUUUGGAAAAACAGGCCAAACAAAUCGAGCAAACCCUACACCAGAUCAAAAUGCUAAUGGAUGCCAAGACAAAAAGCUGUGGUACUAAGGACAACUCAGCUUUGACCUCAGAAGAUACUCUUACGUCCCCCAGGAUGUCCUCUUCUGCCAAUUCAUUGACCAAAAUCGCAGUUGCCGCCAUUGCACUUGGAACAAUGGCCUGGAUCUACGCUAGGAUCAGCAACUAG
Messenger RNA from Eruca vesicaria subsp. sativa (arugula), 510 nucleotides. The record is from the annotation of a GenBank genome assembly. Lineage: Eukaryota; Viridiplantae; Streptophyta; Magnoliopsida; Brassicales; Brassicaceae.